This is a messenger RNA of Sus scrofa (pig), 5141 nucleotides long. RefSeq names its product tRNA methyltransferase 44 homolog (gene TRMT44). Gene Ontology annotation, biological process: tRNA methylation. Gene Ontology annotation, molecular function: metal ion binding; tRNA (uridine) methyltransferase activity. The record is from RefSeq and is a predicted model, not a curated record. Lineage: Eukaryota; Metazoa; Chordata; Mammalia; Artiodactyla; Suidae.
GGCGCGCCGCCGGGCGCUCAGCAAGCUGACUAUGGCGGAGGUGGGCCGGGCUGCCGUGAGCGAUCCGGGUUCGCUGCUCCCGGAGGGCUUCUGGGCGGCGGUGGCUGUGUGGGUGGAGAGGCCGCAGGUGGCCAACAAGCGGCUGUGUGGCGCCCGCCUGGAGGCCCGGCGCAGCGCCUCCCUGCCCCGGGCUGAGGCCCGCGGCCCUCGGCCCAGCUCGGGCCCCGAGCCGGAGGAGAGGGCCGCGGCGGGAUGCGCGCCCGAGGGGGGCCUGGGACCCAGCCGGCGUUUCCCCCAGGAGGGCUCGGAACCCCGGCCCAGCGCAGCCCCGGAGCAGGACCCCCACCAGCCCCAGGUCGGGCGCCGGCGUGGGGACGACCCGAGGGAAGCAGCCGCUGCGCCUCUGCUCGCAGGGGCCCCCGGCCAGCGCGGCCAGGCUGAAGCCGAGGAGGGUCACUUCCCCGCCCCAGAUCUGGAUUCUAUCUGGAACGAUUUCUCACAAAGCCUCGCCGGCGACGAUCGAGAGAUGCUAAACUUCCUCACCGGCUCGGAGGCGGCCUCGCAGCAAGAGGCUCAGCGUGAGCUGGUCCUGAUUCUCAGAACCAUCAUCCCGAAGGCGAGCCCGCGUUGCCCGCUCGGUGCUGCGAGGAGAGAAAUGGUCGUGCAAGAUGUCUGCGGUGGAAUGGUAACUUUUUUACCCCUGGAAGAAGAUGUCGACGGGAACUUAAGGGUUAAGAGGAGCAGCGUGUAUCAGGUUCAGCUCAGUCGCACCGAAGGAGAAUGGUUCAUAUCUGUUUUAAUUUUCUGUCCAGAAAGAUGGCAUUCGGAUGGCAUUGUCUGUCCCAGACCCACCUGGCUUGGGGGAGAAUUGCUGGCCAGGCUGGCCAGGUGGUGUGUGGGGAGCAGGCAGCGUGGAUUCAAAAGCACCCUGUCCCUCAUCCCCAUCGGGAAGUACAGCCAGGUCUACCAGGAGCUCAAAGCCAAGUAUAAGGACAUGGUCAAGGUGUGGCCUGAAGUCACGGACCCGGAGAAGUUUGUGUAUGAAGACGUGGCAAUUGCUGCCUACCUGCUGAUUCUCUGGGAAGAAGAGAGAGCCGUGCGGGGAGAGACGGCUCGGCAGUCCUUUGUCGACCUCGGCUGCGGGAACGGCCUCCUAGUCCACAUCCUGAGCAGCGAGGGGCAUCCAGGCAGAGGGAUUGACGUCCGGAGAAGAAACAUCUGGGACAUGUAUGGACCCGAGACGCACCUGGAGGAAUGGGCAGUCACACCAAAUGAUCAGACUUUCCCCGACGUCGACUGGCUAAUCGGAAACCAUUCCGACGAGCUGACCCCGUGGAUUCCUGUCAUUGCAGCCCGGUCUUCCUACAGCUGCCGCUUCUUCGUCCUGCCCUGCUGCUUCUUCGACUUCGUCGGGAAGUUCCAGCGGAGCCAGAGUGGGAAGACGCAGUACCGAGGGUACCUGGACUUCAUCACAGAGGUGGGCUCCACCUGCGGUUUCCACGUGGAGGAGGACUGCCUCCGGAUUCCGUCCACCAAGAGGGUUUGUCUCAUCGGGAGAUCCAGAACCUACCCACCUGCCGGAGAAGCUUCCGUGGACGAGCGGAGAAGGCGCUACAUCCACAGCCGCCGGGGCCGGGGGCCUGCCCCUCCCCCGCCUGGGGCCACCGGAGCCCCCUGCCCCGAGGGUGGCCAAGGCCUGGACCCGGGCCUGGGGCCAGGGCCAGGGGUCCGGGCGGAAGGCCUCUGGCUGCGUGGAUUUCAGCCCCGAGCAAGUGAGCGCGUGAGGAACUGCGCCCGCCUCCCUCGUGCGUUUAUUGAUCAAGUGGUUCUGCGAGUGGCAGGUGUGCUGUUGGGCAGAAAACAGUCGGAGCCCAGCAGUUCCCAGAGCCGGGAUGCAGAGGCCUGGAAUGGAGGAGUGAGCCUGUCCUUGGCGGAAGUGGCCGGUGAGCUGGACGGCGAGACGCUGCGGAGGCUGAAGCGGGAGUGCGGGGGCCUGCAGACGCUUCUGAGGAACAGCCCGCAGGUGUUCCGAGUUGUGGACGGGCGGGUUUGCAUCCGCGACUGGAGGGAAGAGCGGCCGCGGAAGGAAAAGGAACCCGAAGCAGAGCAGCGGCUGUUCUCGGGGGCCUUCAAGACCCGGAUCUGCUGGUUUUUCGCCCAUCACCCCGACGGUUGUGUUCUGCCUCCAGACCGCUGCCCGUUUGCCCACGGGCCUGGGGAGCUGCGGCCGGCGCCCGCCAGGAAGAAGAGGCCGGCUCUGUCCGCUGCGGCCGCCCGGCCCGUGGGGCCCGGCGUGGGGGGCCUCGCCCGGAGGGGACGGUGCCCGCUCCCUGAGCGCGGCGGGCAGGCCCGUGUCCUGGUGGUGGUCCGCGUCGUUUCCUGCGCCCAAGGUCUCACGAGGCCCUGACCGUGCCCGCCAGGCCCCUGCCGAAGCUGAACCACCUGACCGCCCCCGCCCGAGCGCCGGGCUCGUUUUAAACGUGGUCGCUCUCCGGUGUGCUCCGCGUCCGCACAUCAGGGGACAGGACGGCCUCGCGGCGGCUUGUGUCUCAGGGGACGCAGGAAGCGCUCAAGCUGGCCUCCGGGGCUCCGGUCGGCCUCCCCGCCCUUCCCCGAGCUCCUCUCCCUGCCGCUACUCCUGUCUCUUGAUUCUGGAAAAACCGACGUGGUGUGCUUCUGCUGAAAAGUCUGUUUGCGGUUUUACACAGAAGGUCACGUCAGGGACGCUGUUCUGCCUCUUGGUUUUCCCAGGAACGGGUCUCGUGGGCCUUUGCCUUGAGGCGUUGUCCUCCUGCGGGGUCCUCGGUCCAUUCGUGAGCAGGGAGAGGAGUCUGCUCCUUUCUGCCGGUGCAGCCUGGCUGGGGCUGGGGCUGCCGUGGGGCCCGGGGCCCAGCCCGGGCACACCCCUGUCAGCUGGGAGGCCCCAUCCCAGGUCAAGGAUGCGGGCUGGCCAGCCUCCAGGGAUGGGUGGGGGGCAGACUCUGCCUUGUGUGAGGCCCUGAGGAGGGCGUCCCAGUGGCCUGAGUGGCCACAGAGGCCACUCUGGCUGUGGUUGGCUCAGCUGUGCAGUGGGAGCUGUUCUGACCAGUGAGGCAUGAGGGGACCGCCGGGGCUCCUGGGGGCCGUUUCCUGGCUGCAGAGCCCCGUUUCUGCAUGGCUGCUGGCCUUGCAGGGUGCCUGGUGGAGGAAGUCACAGAGGCAGCAGAGCUGGGAGGAGCCCUAGUUGCCAUGGCGUUGCAGCCCCGCUGCCGCCGCACCUGUUGUUCCCAGACCUAAGGUGUCUCCAUCCCCGGAGCAGGGCUGAGGCUGCUGUUGCUGCCUGCACAUCGGCACAUGCGGGCACUGCCCUUUUGGGAUGGCCCCGCCUCCCCACCUUGGGAUCAGGCCAGGGCAGUCUCACUUCCUCCCCUUGGAAGGGGAGCGUCUCUAAGGGUGAAGGGUGAGCCCAGGCUCACCCCGUGUGCAGGGCAUGUGGCCCCAGCCAGCACAGGGUCACCGCAGGUGGCCUGUCUGUCAGAGCUGCCUGCCUGCUCUCAUUUCCCGGUGUGAGGGCCUCGCCGCUGUAGCCAUGAAGCCCUGGAUGCAAAACCUGUCUGGAGCUGCCGCUCCUGGGGUGGGUGGGGUGCCUCGAGGAAAAUGAGCUGCCGGACAGCUUGCCCUGAAAAGCCCUAACGGCACUUUCUUGGCUGAGCAGCAGGUCGGGGUCAGGAGGGAGGGUGUCAGGUGACCUCCGCUCUCCCGGCCCCAGCCGGUGGCCGUGGUCUCUGCCUGUCCCAGUGGUGUUGCCAGGCUGAGAGCUGCACCAGUGGGGACUUGCCAGCCUUGUGGGUCCCCUGUGUGCCACCCAGCACUGCAGAAAUGGCCGUGGUCUACCUCUUGUGAGCGCAGCACAGGUGCUUGUGAGGUGGACUGAGCCAGGCCCACACAGUCCAGACCCCUGCCUGGUGGCAGCAGGACCCACAGCCUCUGUGUCCAGGUGGGCCCAGCCUGGAGUCACAUUUCCUGCAAAGACCCAGGGAGCCCUGUGGGCUCAGCUGCACGGCCCCUGCAGCCCUCGCCUGGCCCCAGAGCAGGGCUCACGCUCUGCCGCAGAUGAGGUGCACAGAGGGAGCCUGUGGUUACCACAGCGACCGGCCUGACCCCAGCCCAGGUUGGGUGGGAUUGGCAGGGCAGGAGGUGACCUCUGAGUGUCCCAGGCUGGUUAGGUGUUGGCCAAGACCGUAGGCUGAGUCGGUGUGGGAGCAUGAGCAAGACCCAGAGGGUCCUGGGGGGUGGUCGUAGGGGGUGGGCAGGAGUGUGACCUCAGGCCAUGUGGCACAUCUUCUGGGUACCCUGAAGCCCCUCUCCGUCCUCCACCUGUCCCUGGCCAGUGGGGUCAGCUCCCCUGGGCAGCCACCUGCCUCUCCCACUCAGAGGUGACCUCCAGCCGCCUCUCCCCAUUGAAGACCCCUGUCCCCUGAGGGGGUUGGGGAGCUGAGGCUGUGCUUGUCUCAGUCCUGCUUCUGGGUGACCGCCCACCGAGAGUCGCCAUGCAGGGCCCCAACUGCCACAGAACAAUCCCGCCCAGGGCCCCUGCAGGAGCACCCCCGUCACCAGAGGCCAGGGCCUUACCUAACCUCCUUCCAGCCCACUUCCAGCUGGCACCCCCAGGGGCAGUUUUUCUUGGGGCCUCUGUCGUCAGGGGAAGAAACAACCCACAAGAAAGCGCAUUGAAAACGGGGCCGGGGGGAGUCUGGGCUUUCACCCAGGAACCGCGGCCAGUUAUGGGAGCCUUAGGAACAGCCUGACGCCCCCAGACGGAGCCCUCCACUCAGUGGGGGAGACGGGGCUUUCCCAGCUCGGAAAUCACUGCCCUGUAGCUUCAUCCAGGGUGGACAUCAGGCAGCAUCUCCUCUCCUCCUUUUGCACCAGGAACCAUGGCCCUCCCGUCCCCAUCCUGCCGUGAGUCACACUGGCAGCGCCUGUUUUCUUCACUUUUUUUAGCUCUUUGAAGAUGUCAUUCUUGGGGCCCCUGUUGUUCCCCAUCAGAAGUUAACCAUGAUGGUUGUUGUUCUGCCUCUGUAUGCAAUGUGCCUUUUUCUCUAAUUUAAAGACUUUUCAUUUUUAGUUUUGAUCAGUUUUUUAUAAAGUGCCUAAGGUAC